This is a messenger RNA of Moneuplotes crassus, 747 nucleotides long. The record is from the annotation of a GenBank genome assembly. Lineage: Eukaryota; Ciliophora; Spirotrichea; Euplotida; Euplotidae.
AUCAUUUAAAUAAACUUUUAUAGUUUGAAUAUUUUAACAAAACCAGGUGAUAGUCAUAUUUUAUAGUUGAUAAACUUCCAACUAUGACAAAGAUGCCUUCAAAUUGACUCGAAACCAAUGCUUCAGAAAUUCUGAAGAGGAUGAAAAGAAGACUAAGGUUACAAAGUCCUAAGCCAAGAAGGAAUCCGAAGACUUCAACCUUUUCAGAAUUAAACCCUAGAAUGCCCAGUGUUGAGAGGCUGGUGCCAUCGAACUUUCAGUCUUUUAAAGAAAUGGCUAAGAGAAAAUAACGAUAGUGAAGGAUAUAAAAGAUUAAUCAAGUCUUUCUGAAUUAGAAGCCAACUCCCCCUAGAUAAAGAGAAAACAAAACAGACAUGCAAUGAAAAGUCCACAGGAGAUUUACUCAACCACCCUGAAUUUCGGGAGAUUAAUAGAUCAUGUAUCAAUAGACAAGGCGAAAACUUGUCAAAGCUUUCAGGAUCAGUCUUUUCAGAUUCAAAGCAUCACAUGAACAGUAAAGCAAGGAAGAGAUUUCUUAGGAAUAACAAAUUUUUAAGAACUAAUAUCGCAGUGAGUCCUACACAGCAAAGAAGUACAAUGAAAUCACCAAUCACUUGAUUGAAAUCUCAUAUUAUGAUUGGAGCUAAAACCUCAAAAGCAAGAGAUAGCAUGAUGAUGGAAGAUCAAAAAGAUAAAGAAAAAUGGUUCAGAGUAUACAAUAAGAAAUUAUAACUCUAUCGCUAUCGA